AUGGGAUUUAUUGGGAAAGCUAUUCAUCUGUCAGUCGAUCUGGUAUUAGUUUCUACGUGUUUAGCAGGGAUUAAAAGGAAUACUGGAUUGACUCCAAAGAUAGAGAGAUUUGAAAACCCUACAGUUAGAGAAUAUAUGGUAAAAUAUUUAAAUUUUGGAGAAUCUGUAUAUGAUUAUACUGUAGCUACAUGUGGAUCUUCAUCGAAUUUUACAAGAAAAUGA
This is a messenger RNA of Vanderwaltozyma polyspora DSM 70294, 222 nucleotides long. It is a transcript of the gene ATG44, whose product is annotated as mitofissin. The record is from RefSeq and is a predicted model, not a curated record. Gene Ontology annotation, cellular component: cytoplasm. The transcript is spliced from 2 exons. Bases 1 to 222 code for a protein of 73 amino acids. Lineage: Eukaryota; Fungi; Ascomycota; Saccharomycetes; Saccharomycetales; Saccharomycetaceae.